Neurospora hispaniola is the source of this 898-nucleotide messenger RNA. RefSeq lists its product as uncharacterized. Lineage: Eukaryota; Fungi; Ascomycota; Sordariomycetes; Sordariales; Sordariaceae. The transcript has a single exon. Bases 68 to 709 code for a protein of 213 amino acids. The record is from RefSeq and is a predicted model, not a curated record.
GUGUGAGGCAAGGCAAGGCAGUUAAGAUACGGUAUGGUACAUGAAGACAUGCUCCUAACUGCAGCUUAUGUGUGACCGAGGCAUUGUGGGAGAUUUUGUCGACAUAUACCUACAAACAUAUCGUCACUGCCUCAUUGCAGAACGAACCAGUUCAACCCCCACCGAUGUGAAGUGGGAUAUGAUGAUGAUGACCCAAGCUUCUUCCUUUCCUCUUGACAAGUCUUCUUUCUGCACUGCUUUCCACAUCUUCCCCGUCAUUCGUUCUUCCGUUCACUCUUCCAUUUUGGUCUCGCCGGAGAGCCAAAUGGUCAGGAAGAUCUCCUCUUAUACAUUCCUUCAACUGUCAACAACACAGGACCGCUGGUACAUACGGCAACAGCCUCACCAAACCUAUACAAAACAUCACCAUAUUGUCAACAUGGCACUUGAAGUCGAGAGAGAGAGUGGAAUUGUUCGAUUGCGAGUCAAUUGCAUGGUCAUGUCUGACCAUCCCAAUGACCCAUGUUUCAUGCUAUGGCAUAACAGAACCUUUUCAGCAAGCGUUGCCAUAGUCCAGACUCCUUUUUGCUCUCCUAUGCCCUUCUUUCAAGCCCCCCCCCAGAAAUGCGUCGUCCUUUCUCUCCCCAAGGACAAAUUCGCAUGCAACAAAUCCGGCCUCGCAUACCAUAUUACCACAUGCUCAGAAAAAUGUCGUUACAGUAUAGCAUGAUUCGGGUCCGCGUAUCGAGAACCAUCUUGAGAAGUCAUCCGCCGUAAAAUCGUUCCGCGCAAGGUACCGUUUGUUGCGGACGAUGAAACAAAAUGCGUUAAACCGAGAAGAAUAUCAAGAUCGAAAAGGGGAGAAAGCGGAGGAGACCGGAGGGUUGUGUUUGUUUUUUGCGUCAAUCAGCAACGGCAC